Strongylus vulgaris is the source of this 807-nucleotide messenger RNA. NCBI's taxonomy places the organism in Eukaryota, Metazoa, Nematoda, Chromadorea, Rhabditida, Strongylidae. The record is from the annotation of a GenBank genome assembly.
AUGACAUCUAACUCCUUCAGAAAGAUUACGCUUUUCCUCCUUUCCGUUAUCAUUGCUGCGCUUGCACAACGGAAUACUGGCUAUGACCAUGACUUCGUUCGAGGCACCAUUUUUCCGCUGUGUGCUGCAGCGUACUCAGAUACUCCGACAGAUUGCCUUAAAGCUGUUGACCCAAAAGCAGAGAAGGUUCAAAAGUUUACUGUAACAUGCGGUGGUGCGAACACCUGUUCCGGUUAUACAGCCCUCCUUCACUCUCAUAAAGCAAUCGUAUUAGCCUUCAGGGGUUCUAAAACGAUAACCCAGUUUCUCAAAAUAGCUUGGAUGACACUUACAGAGAGUCGGUGUAGAUGGAAAGCUGAUACGGGGCAGGUAGCAACUUAUUUCUGCGAUGCUUUCAUCAAAAUCUGGGAUCGUGGAUUAAAAGAAAAUUUGAAACAGCUUAUCGAAGACAACCGUGACUAUCGUGUUUGGGUGCGCUGAGCGAAACUGGUGACGUUUGGUCAACCAAGAACUGGUGACAGCAACUUUGCAAAUCUUCUUAACAAAGAGAUCAAAGAUUCCUAUCGAGUUGUUAACCAUCACGAUCCUGUGGUUCACUUCCCCGUAUUUCGGUACAAGCAUCAGAAAACAGAGGUCUACUACGGAAAAGGUAUGCACUCUGACAAGAUAAUUGUUUGCCAAGGCAAAGCAGAAUGGAGAUGUAAAUGGUUUAUGUUCUACUUUCCGCCCAAUAUGGACGACCAUCUGUACUACUUCGGCCAAUAUGUCAGCCAAUUUGGAAAAUCCGGCUGCAAGUGGAAAUCGUGA